GAAGAGCCUUCGAGGAAGAUUUCUAGCGAUGGCGGACGGGAAGCCUCCAGAGCCUCUGGAAAUCGAAAACAGAAUCAUUGAGCUGUGCCAUCAGUUUCCUCAUGGCAUCACAGACCAAGUGAUUCAGAAUGACAUGCCCCACAUGGAAGCCCAGCAGCGGGCCAUGGCCAUUAACAGGCUGCUUUCUAUGGGACAACUGGAUCUCCUGAGGAGCAGCACUGGCCUUCUUUAUAGAAUCAAGGAAUCUCAGAAUACUGGUAAAAUGAAGGGAUCUGACAAUCAAGAGAAAUUGGUGUAUCAGAUUAUAGAGGAUGCAGGAAAUAAAGGUAUUUGGAGCAGGGAUAUUAGGUAUAAAAGUAAUCUUCCCUUAACUGAAAUCAACAAGAUCCUGAAGAACUUGGAAAGCAAGAAACUCAUUAAAGCUGUGAAGUCUGUAGCGGCUUCCAAGAAGAAAGUGUAUAUGUUAUACAACCUCCAACCUGAUCGUUCUGUUACGGGAGGAGCUUGGUACAGUGACCAGGACUUUGAGUCCGAAUUUGUAGAGGUGCUUAACCAACAGUGUUUCAAGUUCUUACAGACAAAGGCUGAAGCAGCUCGAGAAAGCAAACAGAACCCUAUGAUUCAGAGAAACAGUUCAUUUGCAUCCUCUCAUGAAGUAUGGAAAUACAUUAGUGAGUUAGGAGUCAGCAAGGUUGAAUUGUCUAUGGAGGACAUUGAAACCAUUCUAAACACAUUGAUAUAUGAUGGAAAGGUGGAAAUGACAAUCAUUGCUGCAAAAGAAGCAACAGCUGGUAGCGUGGAUGGACAUAUGAAGCUAUACAGAGCUGUCAAUCCAAUUUUACAGCCUACUGGUUUAAUUCGAACACCUUGUGGACUCUGUCCAGUUUUUGAUGAUUGCCAUGAAGGUGGUGAGAUAUCUCCAUCAAAUUGUAUUUAUAUGAUGGAAUGGCUGGAAUUUUAAUAGAUGAAAGCCGUCAGCUGUGAGAAUUUCUCAUGACAUGUCUUCAUGAACCAAUUAAUUUUUUCAUUUUGGACCCAUUUUUUGUAACUAUCGAUUGUGGGGAAUGGAUAGAUGGCUUGAAAAGAAAAACACACUCCAUGCCUAGAUAAAAAAGCAGCAUAUCAUUUGUUCAAUCGCAAAGCUUGCCUUUAGAAGUUGGAAAUCUGUUAUUAGACAUUUUGAAAACAACUAGUUUAGCAAGAAGAAGAAGGAGUGCGACAGAAGCUGACUGAAGCACAAUUGAAUGUUUCCAAAAUAAAGGUACUUGAAUUCUCCAGACUAAAAAUAGAAUUGAACCAAACAACAUAAACGUGUGUGACCUCCAGAAGAGCACUUUAGCACCUUAAUAGACAUAGUAUUACAAGACUAUCUCCUUUGUGAUCAUGUCCUGAUGACAUAUGGUCAGGACACCAGUGGGUGUGAAAUAUUGGGGCCAUAUUUGAACAAUUGGGAAUAGCUGGGAGAGAGUACAAGAAACAGGCUGGAGUUAUUACAUUUGAACAGCUUGAGGGCAAGAUCCCCACAGCACUGAAGCAGGACAUGAAGGCACAACAACUCUCUUCUGUUGGAGGCGCUCAGUAACUGAUAUUAAAAGCUUCUUCCUUGGAAUGUGGAAGUUUAAUAUCGCAAUUGGGGACAGAAGCCAGUGAUAGUUCCAUGUUCUCUGAUUUUUGCUAGUCCUCUUCUAAAUCCAUCUAAGCAAAUGGCUGCUUAUUGUGGCAGAGAUCUCUAGUGAGUCAAAUGCUACAACUUGCGUCUUUGAUUUGCAGGACCUUUUAAAAGUUGUAUUGUGUAGCAUUUUGUGUGUUUGGUUGCUUUUAACCCUGUUUAACAAGCCAUGUCUUCUCCAUAAUUGUGGAUUUGCAAAAUAUCAAGGAUGGUGACGGAACCUAGUUAUUGAACCUUUAUAGAGAAAGAUAUUUCCUUGGGUAGAGAAAAAGGAUAAUUUAACUAGCUAAGUUGGACAAUGGGCAAUGUAAGUGUGCCCUGGUCCUCAGUUUUCCAUCAGAUUUUGCAUCUGCAACAUUUUAUUUGUUUCAUCUUUCUGUUGAUUCAUUUUUGUUCUGGAUUUGCUUGCCAGACAUUUCUCUAUUAUGAAAAUAAAGAGGGGCCUGGCAGUUGUGCAUCCAGAUUAGUGCUAGUAAACAGCACUUAAUGAGAAUUCUUUCUCAGGGGCAGUUUAUAUUGACACAGUAAUCAAAGUGUACACAAUAAUUGAGUCAGAGAAUAGCAGAUAUCACAGUAGAGCUUCUAACAGGAAAUCAGCCCACAUGGAACAAAUAGUUCAGUGAAUACUAAAUGUGCAAAGCAGGUAAUAAAAACAAAGUCUAUGAACCAAGCUAUAUUCAGAAAAGGCAACAUUACUCAAACUCACUUCAGCAGAGAGAGCA
Molecule: messenger RNA, 2391 nt
Organism: Pogona vitticeps (central bearded dragon)
Lineage: Eukaryota; Metazoa; Chordata; Lepidosauria; Squamata; Agamidae
Gene: POLR3F
Product: RNA polymerase III subunit F
Biological process (GO): transcription by RNA polymerase III
Cellular component (GO): RNA polymerase III complex
Source: RefSeq, a predicted model, not a curated record